AUGCUGUUUAACAUUUUACUAUUUCCUUUGCUUCUCGUACAAGCUGCUUCGCCUCAAGCUAAGGUAAGUAGCUAUAUCUAAAUCAUCAGUUGUUUAUCAGUCUAACUGCAAGGUAUAAAGGAAUGAGUACCUUUUUUAAAGAAGACGAAUGUGGUCCGACAACUUUUCAAUUCAAUGCCGUUGAAACAGUAACAGGAGAGAAAGGCUUUCGCGUGAAAAGCAAACAAAUCUGUAACGGACGAAUUUAAUGUUGAGUUUUCGGGGAACACGUAAUUUUAAAGCGUGCAGUCUGAAAUAUUACUUGCUGCUGAUAAAUAUUGAGAUGCUACGUGUCAAGCAUUAUAUAAAAGCCCAGCACUUCUUUAAAAAUGAUACCUGCUUUUGAAUUAAGACAUUUAGACAUUUCGCGCCAAGAAAACACAGUUCGUUGAAGUUUGGUAUCUGUGUCAUAAGCAGCAAAAAUCAGUUCCUAGCUCGGCCUUGAAGCAUCAAUAAGCAAGUACCAUUUAAUAGUAUAGAGAGAAAACUAUAUUUUGAAACAAAACUGUCGUCAAGUUCCAUGUCGUAUCCUGCUUUCAAAAAUGUGACCAAGAAUUUGUCAUCCUAAUCUCUUAACAAAUAAUUCUAACUCACCUUUGUGUCGCAAGCAACACCAUAAACAACGUAUAAACCAGAAAAAUUAGAAUAUUAUUACAAAAAGUAACAAAAAAAUGCACUAGGAAAAUUUGCUAGAAAAUACACUUACAUUUACAUUUUUGCAUAAUUUGUCUUCUGUAUUAAGUACGCAAACACUCUGAAAAGCAGAAAUUCUCCGAAAGGAGUUGUAAUAAUAUGCGUGGGUUUCUUUCAGCCUUAGUUAUUGAUUUAUUACUUAGUUACUUAGAAAACGCAAAUCGUUGGAAAUGAUUCUGUUUCAUAUGCAUUCCCUCUAAAACUGACGGCCUCUCCUUGUGGCUUUCACGCCUCGCAAAAAAUGCAGAAAAAUCAGUGAUCUGGAGAUCCGACUAUGAGACACUGUAUGAAUGUUUUUAAAGUUGGUGCUUGAUUACAUAUUCAAAGGGUGACGGCGAGGCGCACAACAUGUCGAUCAGGCCAAGUUGGUCCGAUUUUUUUUUUUUGGAAUAUUGCUAUACUCUUUCCCCGUCUCCUAGAACGGAUUCUAGUCAAUUGUAGGGUUACCUGUCGCAGUAUGUUAGUUGUUGACCUCGCCUAGCCCCAAGGCCUCGUUAUUCCUCCUGGCCUCUGUGCUUCGCUGAGGCGCUCAUGGGGCUUCCCAGUGGUGCCAACAGUCGACCUCCAUGCGCUUUCAAGCUUUGUGGUCCGUUGCCAAAGUACGAAUUUCGAGAGGAAAGGGGGGAUCAGCUUUGCAGCAUACUCGUGGAAUAGAAUUUGAUGUCCACCAUGUCUUGGUUUACCACAGGUCCCCCUGGGGGCGCCGAAGACAGAGGCCCAGGAAUCUGGUCUGUCGGGCUUUAACUGAUUGGGAAAGGGGGGCUGUUCCCGUUCUAUCAUAGAGUUCCUCGUUGCUAACAUGAUCAGGCCUAUGCGCUUCGGGUCACGAAGACCGAGCGAGUUCGUCUUGGAAACCUGGAUACGUAACCGAAAUGCAUUGACCGAGAAGACCUGGGAAGACGGGCAAAGUUGUACCCAUUUAUACAACGUCAUUAUUAGGGAGCUUAGCAACAACGACGGCGACGGCUUGCUACGGAAGCGUCACUUAAAAAGUCGCGCAGCUUCAAACUUUAUCGCGCUUAUUCCAUCUCGUCUAAUUCACCAAAUGCUAGCAAAUUUUUUUGACGUUAAAUUCUAACGGACUGUAUCAGAAUUCUCGAAAAGAAAAAGAAAGUCGUUGUCUUGUGUUCACAUCCUGAAAAAAACGUGAAAUUAGGUAUUUUCACGUUGUAGUCGUGCAAUGACGGCAAAGAAAUGUACAAAAAAGCGUGAUGCACGUGCAGAAGUUGUUGCUUUGCUUUUUUGUCGCUCUCGUUGAGGUCGCCGUUGUUAAAGAUUUUCUUAAGCUCUCUAUUGUAAUAUGGACAACCGACAGAAGUUUCUUGUUAAAUGGGACUGAACACCAUGAUGUCAAGGUCUGAACCCGCAAGUACGUGCACUGUGACUUCCCAAACAAUUGAGGUUACAAAGAUGCGAGAUGAUGUACGUGGUUAAUGUCAAAAUAGCGAUUAACACUUUUUAAAAUCACUUUCUUUCUGCUACAAUUUAUAGGCUAUUUUAUUCCAAUUCACGACAAGAACUAAUCUUUACCAUGCGAAUAGUGGUACAGUGAAACCUGUAUUAAGCGGACACCCUUGGGGAAUGCUGUAGUGUCCGCUUAAUACAGGCUGUCCGCCUAAUACAGGUUUCUAUAGAUAAAGUCAUAUGAGGUGUCAAAUGCCAUUCAAAUGAACAGUGGAAACGUUUAGAAUAGUCCCAGAGACUAUGACGAUAUACGUUUGCACUAAUUUCUUUAUCAAAUUGGACCAAUUUGAUCAUAGUACCAAUACAUAGAUUGCAACUCAAAAUUGAAGAAAUCAGAUGAGUGAAACAAGCUCUAUACAAACAAAACGAAAUAGGAAACAAUACUGUACUGAGAAAAUGAUCAAAUAAGUUCGUCAAGUCACGUUUUUUAAUGUAAAAAUCGAAAAAUUUGUGGGUAAGAAUUCGAGGCAAUCUUCACAUUUCCGGUGUCUGGCAUGUUGGGUGGUGGAAUUUGAUUACAAGUGUCCGUUUAAUACGGGUUGGCAACAAUAGAAAUGACCAUUUCAGGUACUUUUUAGGUGUCCGCUUAAUAAAGGUUUCUUUUAAAGAAAAUAAGGGAAAUAAAUUUAGGGACUUCGGCUACUGUCCGCUUAAUACGGUAUCCGCUUAAUACAGGUUUCACUGUAUUAAUAGAAUUUAAUGGUAGCAUGUAUUGUACAUAGUUUAGGAAUCACGUUUCACUUUGUAACCUCGUGUGUCGUAUCGUUCGGUUCGCUCGCUCCGUGAGUUGUUGUAUUUUUGUAUUUUUCGUGUUUAUUAUGCCUGCUAAGCGCAAAUCUCUUUGCCCUGGCUGCAAGACGCCGAAACAGAACCAUGCCUUCGCUGCCCCGAGCAAGCGCUGUGCCGGGCCGCCAGUAGCCUCCCACGCAGGCGUUUUUAGGGGAGCUCGUUUUCAUCCCUCCCCACAAGGGACGAGAAACGAGCUCCCCUAAAAACGCCUGCGUGGGAGACUAGGCCGCCAGUCAAGAACGAGAUUCUUGACGACGAAUUAUUAGCAGGCGAGGAGUUGCCGCCUUGUCAAGGAAAAUCUGUUUCUUCGCCUUCGGCCGAGAGCGGCCCGCAAAAGCAACUUGAAUCGCAGCAGCUUCUGUUCUGCACGCGAUGCGGAAUCUGUCCCUGCGGUUGGAAAACCUCACAGCAGAGCAGACGACAAUGAAUAAACGAAUGGAUGAAAUCUCCGCCCGGAAGGCCCCCCCCCCCCCAAAAAAAAAACAGAAAAAAAACUCCCAGGGAUCACCCGCCCCUUCAGGCCCCAGGGCCAGGGGCUUCCUAGUUCAGGGGAAAACUAGCACCCAACGCCAACCUUUUCCCUGUAAAUUUUCUCUCGUCGCUCAUAAGUGUGUGGUCAGGGGGUGUUUCAACUUAUUGCAAUUCAGACAGAACACCCAACAACAGAGCAGACGACAAAGAAAAAAAGAAUGGGCGAAAUCCCCCGCCGGAAGGCCCCCCCCCCCCCAAAAAAAAAAAGAAAAAAAAACUCACGAGGAUGCAAGUCGCUGUUCAGGCCCAGGCGCUAGCGAUUCUCUGUUGCCGGUUAAACAAGCACCCAAAGCUCACCAUCUACCGGAAAAAUUCGUCCCAGCCGCCAUCAAUGGUGAGUAUGUGGAUUUUUCAGAGGUAUUAUCUUCUUUAAGUGUUUGACGACCCAAUCAAAGCGAUGAGGGAAUGUUGCACACACUCUCGGCACAGUCUCGGGCGAGCUAAUCGGUAUUGCGAGGUCUCCAAGCAAGCGUCCCGUUGACUCGUUUGAUGUCUGGUUGCAAGUGUGGACCAAGUACGAGAUGGAAAUUGUUUCUGAACGGCCCGAGCGUUGCUUGGAACUGGCAGCUUACCGAGAUACAAAUUGCCAACCGAAAGUUUCGUUGGCCCUCCGAGUAAUUGUUCGACAUACAAACGCGCAUCCACGCGGCCUCACGCAAGGACGCUCAAGCUCGCCUUCUUGACGUCUUAGAUACAACCUUGUAUACAACCAUCCUCGACGCUUCCGCCCUUGGCCUCCAUCCAAAGCAAUGCCUUUGCGCUACUGAAAAACAGGCUUAAGCCAUCUUUAUAACUUUCAAGAGCUACCCCAUUAACAGCCAAUCGUACGAAUUGGUACGGGAUCAGACUGUGAUCUGCACAAACAUAACGAUCCGGGAGGAGGUUAGGCACUCCCUUAGUUGGCCCGGACUAGCCUAUUCCAGACCCCAAGAUAGUAGCGCAGUCAUGCAGUUAAAAGUGAUGCGAAAAACGCGCGUGGCUUGUUGACGCGCGCCCUAUUUUCGCAUCGCUUGUUAUUUUUGCGACGUCCGUGAUCCUAGCACAGGCUGUGCCCGGAUAGGUAUAUGCCGCUGAACAGGGAAUGGUUUCCCAUUUCCUGAGUCUUCAGCAGAGUACAAAAUUUUACCUUCUGAAACGCUUCAAAAUAAGAGAACCCUCACAUCUUAAAUUCACUUUUGACAGGCUUAUCCACAAGGACUUACAAAGUUCUUUGAAAAAAGGGGAUUUCCGUUUGGAGAUGCUAAGUUUGACCCAGAGGUCGCUAUAUCUAUCCAACAACAAGACGAGUCAGUUCCUUUAAAGCCGGUGUUAAUUGAUGUUCCAGAGCAUUCCGCAGGUCUUAAUAUAUCAGUAGGUAAGAGCUCUAGCAAUAGACUCUUUCAUAUUUUGACAAAGACUAGUUAGCAAAUCUCCAUUUAUACCGCUGGAAAGAGCGCCUUGAAAUUAGCAAACUUACAAAGCAAGUUUAAAGGUAAUACCGUAAACAGGUAGCGAAGAUAUUGCACCACAAAGUUGCAAAACUUUACAGACGUUUGUAGUGUUUUAUGGUGGGAGCACGAACUUGCAAUUGCAUAGGGAAAAGGACACCAGUCGUGACUGGGCACGUGGAUUGGUGGGUUCGGAGGCCAAACGUAUCCGGAUAUAGCACCCCUGUUGGAGCUACAAUCUUGGACAAAAUAAAAUGGAACAGCAAACCCCCAUCCCCCCCAAAUCAAGGAUGAAGCUGCGCGAAGGGCAAAAACGCGCCAUUUUCCCAUACUUGAUUUGGGGAGGAGAGGGGGUCUAGGUUUUCCAUUUAUUUUGUCCAAGAUUGUAGCCUGCGAGCAAGCUCUUUAUUUGAGGGAGUCGCAAGACGUCACGCGAGAGCAGCACGAGAAAAGAGACUCGCGGCUCGCCUCGCUCCCUAUACAUGGAGAGCCUGCUAGCAGGUUAUGUUGGAGUUAAUUAGUCUCCCUCGCAACCGUAAGUUUAUAUUCAGCUGACCGUUGAUGAACAAUUUGAUUGAUUAACAGAUACGGCCCCCAAACCGCUAAAGGAAGCUUAUUGUCAACCGAGGCCAGCUGCAAUCAAAGUUCCAAAUGAUAAAAUAUAUUUCAACCAUCCUUCUUUCGUCACCCUGCACCGAUGCAGUGGGGGAUGCCCCACCGCACAGAAUGAUUAUCAUUGUACUGUCAGCGCAGAGACCCAAAUUUCCGUCGAAGUGCUCAAGAUUCAAGGUAAUUCUAAGGUCGGAACGAUUGUCACCAUGUACAAUCACACACACUGCUCUUGUGAUUGUAUCAAGAGCUCAAGUGCCUGCGACCCCGUCAAACGUGUGUGGGACGUCGGCUCGUGCUCUUGUAAAUGCAGGUCUGACCUAAGUGCGUGCGAGUCAAAUCAGCGUAGGAACGCAGCUACCUGCGACUGCGAAUGUGCUGAGACACCCUCUAGCUGCACUGGGUAUCACAUGACAUGGAACUACACGAAUUGCGGAUGCAGCUGCUCACAAUCUGCUAAAGAGUAUUGUCAAGGGAAUAUUGAUCUCUCGACCUGCCAGUGUAUCACACCUGACAUUCAAGCUCUGAUUUGA
Messenger RNA from Porites evermanni, 6085 nucleotides. The record is from the annotation of a GenBank genome assembly. Lineage: Eukaryota; Metazoa; Cnidaria; Anthozoa; Scleractinia; Poritidae.